Alnus glutinosa is the source of this 1685-nucleotide messenger RNA. Its product is annotated as ethylene-responsive transcription factor ERN1-like. Gene Ontology annotation, molecular function: DNA-binding transcription factor activity; DNA binding. Lineage: Eukaryota; Viridiplantae; Streptophyta; Magnoliopsida; Fagales; Betulaceae. The coding region runs from base 305 to 1510 and encodes 401 amino acids. Gene Ontology annotation, biological process: regulation of DNA-templated transcription. The transcript has a single exon. The record is from RefSeq and is a predicted model, not a curated record.
ACUGCAUCAAUUACAUGGCCUGUUUUAUACUUUCUUGUCAAAGAGAAGCCUCCAUAUGUUUCGAUAUGAAGCCAAUAUUAAAAACAAACAAAUAAACAAAAACAAGCUGCAGGACCCUUACAGCGUACAACUCUCAUUUGACAGGAUCUUCCACUGCCUUCAUAUAAAUGCAACAGAUCAACAUAGACAGAAGCAUAGCAACCAAACCUUUCACCAGCUAAAGAAUAUCCCCCCACAAGUUUACCAAGCAUAGAGAAAAAGAGAUAUAGAGUAGAGAACCCCUUACAGAAACAGCAAAGUAUUCAUGGCUAGGAAGAGAAAGGCUGGAGAAGCAGUGGAAGACAGAAGUUCUAGUGAGGAAACCAUGGGUUGGGAUCAGAUGGUGAAGGAAGCUGCAGCAUCAGCAGCUCUCGGCGGCCCCGUAAGAGCCCGAAAGCGAUUUGUUGGUGUCCGGCAACGGCCAUCCGGUCGAUGGGUGGCUGAGAUUAAGGACACCAUACAAAAGAUAAGAGUGUGGUUAGGCACUUUUGAUACAGCUGAGGAAGCAGCCAGAGCAUAUGAUGAGGCUGCUUGCUUGCUUCGUGGUGCCAACACUCGAACAAAUUUCUGGCCUUGUUCCUCAUCUUCAUCUUCAUCGCCAGCUCUUCCCUCAAAGAUCACUAACCUCCUUCUCCAAAGGCUCAAAGCAAGAAAUAACACUUGCACUGCUUCAUCCAAUUCUUCCUUGCCCAUUGGCCAGCAAGAAAAGCAACAAGCAGAACUAUACAGAGAAGCAGCAACAGAUUUCUCAGAUACCUCAUUCACAGAUUACCUUAACGAUUCUGAAGAUUACACCAACUACAACAACAUUGUACCGAGUACUAGUGCAAGUGCUAGUUAUGAUUACAUGAACACAAAUUUUGAAUCCUUUUUAACUGAAAAGGAAGACUCUGGGGGCAGAGAAAUCGACUUCGACUAUAACUGCAGUACUAGUGUAGCACAGACUUGUAGUGGUGAUGGUAAUUUUGGAGGGCAAGGAGAGGAAGAUGGAGAAGAAACAUGCACUGAUAUUGGAACUCAGGAUUUCCAAUUUUUGGAUGCUGUUGGAAACUGUUUCUAUUCACCCUUUGAGAUUGCUGAAGAGAUUGAGGAACCGGUGGAGCCAGAGAACUACACUGAUGAGCCAUCAAUGCUUAGAGCAGCCAUGAAGAGGAUGAAAUAUGAAAGAAAGUUCUCAGCUUCUCUCUAUGCCUUCAAUGGAAUACCUGAGUGCUUAAAGCGGCAGCUCAUAGCAGGAAAUAUGAAAGGAAGGGGAAUGUCUGACCAAUUAAGUAACCUACAGAAGGCAUGUAACAACAGCAAAGUGGAGAAGAAUGCAGAAGAAGAAUAUGUGGAAGUGAUGAGAAAGAGGGAGGAGGGAAACCUGCAAAGUUCAGUUCAAAUAGGGUCUUCUUCCUCUUCUUCGAGCAACGAUGGUGAAUUGUCACUUUGGAGCUCAUUGGACCUUCCACCCAUCUGCUCUGUUAACUAAUUGAUAUAGGUCCUUCAGUUCAUAAGAUUUCAUGUUCUAAUAAACAAGUGAAAGUCUACACUCACGUUUAUUUUAAGCAAUGAUGAUCUUUUGAUAUAUGUCUAGGAAACAAUGAAAUGUAAUGCUAACUUUUAGCCGAUAUGAUGAAGUAAUGUGUAAUUUCCUUUUCUUGUCA